Molecule: messenger RNA, 5457 nt
Organism: Cladocopium goreaui
Lineage: Eukaryota; Dinophyceae; Suessiales; Symbiodiniaceae
Source: the annotation of a GenBank genome assembly
AUGGGUGGUACCUUGAGUUGUUCAUUGGAGGUGGCUCUAUUGAUCAGCAAUCACUGGGCAGGGGCACAAGCAGUGUCAGUGCCUUCCCACCAACCUGGUGAGCUGGUAUUGAAGCUGCGACACCGCAUUGUUGUGGAUGAGCGAGAGCUGCAACGCAGAACCCAGCGUUGCUCCUCCCUGGAACAGGGACCUUUUUGCAUGAAACUGGGCCAUCCAGGUCUAGGUGUGUCUGGGCUGGUUGAUGGCAUGCUUUCUCAACAACUGCGGGAGAAUCAUCCGGAAGCCUUUCACUGGGAUCAGCGUGAUCGUUCAACGACUUUGACAAUAAACCACCUCCUUGACAGAUUGGGAGGUGAAGAGGAUGAAAUCCAGAAGAGACCUCAGAGACCUCAACGACCUCGUUGCUUUGAGCUCCAGCUUUGGCGGCUGCCGCCCAGCUUCAGCUUUUUGCCCGAAUCUUUUGGAGAAGGUUUUCCGGUGGAUGCAGCUCCAAGGUGGCAGGGCGUUUGGCAAGUAGCACAGUGUCCCCUGCCAUCCUCUCCGGCAACAAUGCUUUUCUUCGGAGAGGCUCACCCUGGGCGUGGGCCUUGUCUACGUGUUCAUGGCCUUGGACCAAAGCGUAGGGCCUCCGUGAAAUUUGGGAGGCCGUUGGUGCUGCAUCGUGUGGUGGUUGGUAUUCCAGAUUCAGUUGCUCGCCUGGAGAGCUGGGACCGGGGCUCAUUUGUGUGUGGCAUGAACAAGGGUUUCGAGAGAUGGUGCAGAGACAUUGCACACAUUGCUGAAGACGCCAAAGCGUCCAAGACGCAUGGCGCAGGUGAUGGUACCUUUUAUAGAGAUGUUGGAGACAGCUUCCAGAUGAUCGAUGAGGUCAUUUUCCACCAGGUCUCCCCAGAGGGGCUCCUGAUCGGCGGAUUGGCCGCAUCCAUGGCGCCGGAAAAAAACAACACAACUCAGGUGGUCAUGCUGCUACAUCGAAAAUUCGAGCAAGGUGACAAGUUGCCUGUGGCACCUCCAGAACCUUUUCUCACAAACGUGGUGUCCAUAUCUACCAACGCUGUAGUUUGGACAGCAGAUGAGAUUCUGGCGAAUGGCCUUGGUUUGAGCGGCUACACAAGUGGUGUGGAGCAUUUGCGCAGUCGAGCCAAGUUCUUGGCAGAGGAGGCCUCAAAAUGGCGGGAGGAGACAGAAACGAUUGAGGAGAAGCCAGCGGAGCUCACUGAAGAGGAAGAGAUCCUGAGUUCCGAGACCGAUGAGCAGGAGCUGCUUGAGCCACUUGAGCCACUUGAGCCACUUGAGUCGCUGGAGCCGCCUGAGCCAGAAACGUCCGAAUUUGAUGCCUCAUUGCAGGAACAGUUGGUGGAUGCACUAUCUGAGCUGUUGCAAACGUUUGGCGUGGAAGGAGCCGAAGAGUCACAGAGGUCAUCGCCUGUGAAGUUUGAGACCGUGCAGGUCGGAAAUGCGCAGGUGGUCAUGGCUAAAGUCAUGGCCGAUGUGCAAGUUGAGACCAAGGUUCAAGAGCUGCUGGAAGAGAUGACAUCAAGUCUCUUAGAUCAAUUGAAGCAGGCUGAUGGGGCUGAGUCAACAGAUUUUCCCCUUGCACAAGGCGCACAAGGCCUUGCAAAGACGGUUCUGAAGAGCCUAGCUGGAUUCGAGCCAAACAGCAUCAGCAAGUCGGUGCUGUGGGAACAGGACCCAAGGCAUGCUGAGUUCUUCACCAAGGCUAUCUUUGACAGGGUACAAGCCCAGGGGACAUCUCCAACGAAGAAGGUCUUGUACGAAUCACUGGCAAUGUGGGUAGAUAUGGCACUGGGGAAGACCAAGAAGACGAAGGACCUCAAGCUGAAGGCAUCAUUGAUGAUACAGGAGCAAGGUAUGGAUGUUGGACCACCACAAGAGAAUAUUCAAGCCAAUGAAGGUGAAUAUCCACCUGAACCAAAGACAAGUGCUGAGGAUUGGCUCCAGCAGCUGAUGUCUUUGAAACCCAAACCUCUGGUCUUGCGCGGAGCCCUUGCAGAUUGGCAGCUGCUGCCAGUGUUGCUCAAGGCGUCGUCACCAACCUCUGCCAGGCAAGCACCAUCCGACAACUUUUCUUUCAAGGAGCUCCUGGUGACACUCGCAGGGACUUUGGGCCGAAGCUUCUCUCCACUGACUCAGGCAGUGCUGACAGCAGUUUCAGACGCGUCAAUCCGUCUUGGAAAGCUGGGAAGAAGCCCUCCAUCGAAGCUAAGUACUGGCAUGCUCCGUCAGUUCUCGGAGGAGGUGGUGAAGGGUGCUUUGGACAAUCUUAAGGCAGCAAAGCUUCGUUUGUUUGGAGCUGGAGCUGUGGUGCUGAAGGCCAUUGCCAUUUUCUUGGAUCAAGCUGACAGGGAACCUCGAGUGGAGGACAGCGACAGCGAUGACUCUGGCUCAGAGUCUGCUCGCCCACCAAAGCCCCUUCCUACUGUGCUGAGCAACCUUGAAGGUCAUGCGUGGAACAUUGUGCUGGCCAUGAUCUUCUGCGGGACCGCAGCUCCAAAGCUGAGAGGGCAGGUUCAUCCUGGCUACCUUUCCUCAGUGUUGAAACCUGCUUUCGGAGCAAUUGCUGGAGAAGUUCCACUUUCCACUGGUCUCACAAAGGAGCAGGAGGAUGUUGUUUGCAGCAGUGGCAAAGGCUUCGUUGAGACUGCCCGUGCCUGGCUAAGGCAGCUUGCCUCGAGGGCUGAUGACAGCGAGGUGUUGCGUUUUAUGCACACCGGCUUUGUGCGCCGACAGGGAGCACGAGACUUUGCUCAGCUAGGCUUCGAGCCUCCACCACCUUCUCGAAGCCGUGCAAAUACGGAGAUCGAAGUUCGCACGGAGCCAACUCCGUCUCCAAAGCCUCGCAUGAGCAUUCGGCACAAUCCCGAGGAGGAGGCAAGACUCAGGGCAAUUUUCGACCAGUGUGACACCAAUGGAGAUGGCACACUAAACAAACGAGAGCUGAUCAAGAUGUGUCGUGCCAGUGCGGACACAGCAGAGUUUUUUGGUUUGCCAGCAAAUAUCCGACAGGAGGAUGGAACAAGAGAUCUUCUUGAAGCCAAGUUUCAGAAGAUGGACCAGAACAGUGACAGGGAGGUGAACUGGGAGGAGUUCUGCGAGUGGUACGAGUGUGAAGUCCUGUUGGAGCAAGAAAGGGCGUCGCAAGUAGGCGAAGCAGAGGCUUCGCCGAAGAUGAACAGUGAUGUGCCGGUCAACGUCAAAAAGUCCUUGGUUGGAGAGGAUGACACAGACUCUGAGGACGAGUUGCCACCACCACCUGCCCAUACAGGAUUCGCCAGUAUUCAAGCUUUGACAAGCAUGACAUCUGAUGGACGGCUGUUGGUGGAGGAUGUGGAGGCUGGUCAGAGUCAAAAGGUUCCACUGGAUCUGAGAAAACAGACUGCUUACAGGCUUGCUGUGGGAUUCCUGGGUCUGGACCCGUUUCGAGAGAUGGGCAAGCAGCAGGUGAAGCUGCAAAUACUUGGUGCAGGCUUUUCUCGGUCUGGCACCAAAUCACUACAAGUGGCCCUAGCAAAGCUGGGGCACAAAAUCUACGACACACGCUCGGUGCUGCAAUGGGGACACGCAUCCGCUUGGAUACAAGCUGCUGAGCAGUUGCGAAAUGGAAACCAUACCCUGCUGGAGGAGAUGAUUUCGACUUUGGAGGACCUCGGCUACACUGCCACAAUGGACUUCCCCAUGAACCUCUUUGCUUCAUCGAUGGCUCAAAGACGACCGUCGUCCAAGGUCAUCAUGACUGUAAGGCCGCCAGAGGAAUGGCUGUCUUCCUGGGCCAACAUCAAUGACAUCAUGUCACUUUUAGUGGCAAGACCAUGGGCCUGGCUGGUGGAUAUGACUUUCAACCAGCAGCUUCUAAAGGUUCUUUUGGACUUUGACUGGCCCUAUCCGUCGUACCCAGCUCAUAUCUCGCGACCACUACCUUGGUUUGAGAUUGUGACCUACUUGCCAGGGUUUAGUCCGGAGAAGAGACAGGACUGGAUAGCUUUGCACCGACGCUUUCGGACGCAGCUGGAAGAGACACUGCCUUCAACUCGUUUGCUGAUCUUUGAGGAUCGCCAUCACCUUGCCAUUGUGGUUGGUUCUGUCAGCUUGGCUCAUUCCAAAGCUUGUCGUGAAGCUCUGUUGUUGCUGCAUCCGCUGGACGCCAAGAUUCAACGUUGCGAGAUGGAUUUGGAGAUGGAAGAUGACAGAAUGCAGGCAGAGAAGUUCUUGGAGUUUAUUUUUGACCAGGUCCAGAGCCAAAGAGAAGACGAACAGGGGAUCACUCGAAAAGACUUUGAAGCGGCUUUGGCAGCUUCGUGGGCGACUUAUGGUGACUGUUUUGAGCAAUCGGAUGAUGUCUCAGAGGAUCUGGCAGAACAACCCGUGGGGCCAUUGGAAUUUGUGGAUCACUUCCUCUCCCUGGACCCAGCCGAAGCCCUGCACGGCCUCCGGUUGUUGCAGCCACCUCCAGAACCGUGGCCAGACAUUUGUCUUCCAAAGGUUCAGCAUUCUAGACGGGACGGACUUGAAAUGGUGAAAGAAGACACAGCAGUGGCGGCGCUGGUGGAAACCAUGGCAGCCCCGGCCAUAGAGGACACAGUUGAAUCUAUGACUGAAGAGAUGCUGCCUGAAGACGAUCUGCCACUAGAUUCAGUGGAUCCAAUGGCUCCAAUAGAUCCCAAAGCUCCGACGGAAACUUCAGCAUUUGCCAUGGCUGAAUCCCUGCCACCAGCUGUGACACCACAGAGAGUCAUAGAGGUUGCAGAUCCCAUAGAGCCCACAGUGCCGGUGACAGAACUCCCACGAACAGAACCAAUUGAAGCACAAGCCACAGCAGUGCAGUCGGUGAUCAUCACUGAAGCCACUGAUUCAGAGGAUGAUGAGCCUGCCGACAAAACGUGGUUCCAAAGGCCAGAGGAACCAGUAGAGCAAGACGAUGAGCCCCCAAGAAUUCUGAAAGAGGUGGGGCAGGCGGAGCCCAGUGAUGUUGUGCAUGCAGAGAACAUGGCUUUGGAAGAUGAAGUCAUUCCGAUGCACAAUGAAGAGGACAAGGCGGAACCUGCAGCACUUCAGAUAAUCGAGGUGAGAGACGAUUCGCGUGAAAUGAAGUACUCUCCACCGGAGAACUGGUUCAGCGAUGAUGUCAUUCCCGCCGUGCCUCCUCCGCCGGUUUUGCCUGAGGUGGUACAGCAACAGGAUCCAUCAGGUGGAUUGCCUUUGAUCCCGUCUGCAAGAGGAAAUCCGCCAGAGAGGCAAGCCUGGGGCAGCGAAAGUGCAUCUGCCCAGAAGGCACUGGAGUUGCCCUCGAUGCUGUCCACUACAGCCAAUACGUCUCAAGAGGAGUCGCAGCGCCUGGCACUACCGUGUUCAGACACAGUAUUGCCUACCUUGACCUUUAGUCAAGAUGAUGUCGCGGUGCAACGUUUUGAGCUCAAUUGUGUUUGUUCCACCUACUGA